AUAAACUCAUCAGUGUUUCCUCUCCUCGUCCCUUCGUCCGUCUACCCUCCAUCUCCUUAAUCACUGCUCAGCCCUGGACCUCCUCAACUCCUCGGCCCUCCUCCCCCUCUCGUCCCAUCUCCUCCUCCUCCUCCCCUGUAGUGGUCCGGCCGGUCCCCCCUCCUCUCAGAGGUCUGACAGAGACUCUGUUGCAGGACUUUGAGGAGCGACGAGUCCAGCUGAAACUGGAGGAGAGCUCAUACGCAGGAAUCCAACCGGUGGACGACGUCAACAAUGAGGUUGUUGAGUCAACUCGGGUCAUUCGACAUAAAAACCAACGAGCUCUGCGCUGGGAGGCUGGAGUAUUCGCCAACCAGGAGGAGCAGUGAGACCAGAUCCAUGACCAGGACCUGCAGGAGACGGGGGGAUGGGGGGAGGGGGGGCAUGGUGUCUCCUCUGGUUCUUCCUCUUAGACCAGCCGGAGUGUCUCUUCACUAGCAGGACUGUUGUCGUUCAGCUGAGAUUAAAAUGGUUUUAAACUGGAACAAUUUGAAGAAAAGGCUGUUCCUGAUAGGUUCUUUAAGAUGACAGUCCGUUGCCUUGUCCAAUCAGCUGCCAGCUGCUGUGUAGAGCCUCAAGCAGAGAAUAUGAGCCUAAUGCAGGAACCACUUGUUUGAACAUAUUUGUUCAUAAGUGGCUUGUACGACUGAUUUAGGAGACUUUGUGGCAAUUACCAAUUUUCUCUUAUUUUGAAUCUUCUCCUAAUUUGAACUUCCUCUUCAGUAUGAAAACAGUUUACGAGGUCCAGACUCUGGUAGGAGUCAAUCAAAACUAAAGGAUUGUAUAUUGCAUUACUUUACAGACAUUUAUGCAAAUUACAUUUCCUAAUUCAGUUGUCAUGAUCCGGUCUGAAUUUGAAUAUAGUUGCAAAUGUAUCAUUAGCCAUUAACGAUAUCCUCAUUAUAGGAAACGGUCUAUUGAUGGGGACUCUCUAAUAUCACCUAUCGUAUUCAUUUCUCUAUCUUCCCUCCAUCCCCUCCCACUGCACUCAUCCAUCGCGUUGCUUUUCAUAUCAAACCUCUUCUUCUUGAUUUCAGCGGUAGUCCAACCUUCAGGUCACACAGCUCCUUUAAUUCCACUGCUGAUGCCGUUAAAAAUGAUUAACUGACUUUCCUUUGUUGAUCUCAGAAAGCAGGACUUCAAUCUCAGAGCUCAUUAAUGGAUCAACUUCCUAACAGGUGGGGCAGUUCCUGGAGCCUUACAUAGCAUUAUCGGAACGUUGCUUAUAGAAAUGUUCAUUUCUCUUGAACACACUCCAUUACGCACAGGUGGCAUUCAUCAUUUUUACACAGAAAUCUGAAGUUGGGAGCAUUUGCCGAACCUGACGUGGCACACUCAUACGAAUCAAAGUCCAAGCAACUUAGGUUAGGUUCUUGCAUGAGGCCCAAGGUAUAAAAAAGAAAUGCAGAAGUAAAUUAGAGUUAAAGUGAGUGACGAAGAGCAGCAGAACAGGAAGUUCCUGAUUGUUUUGAUGAUUUUAAACUGAUGCUUUAAAAUAACAAAGAAUAAACUUUUUUUUUCAAACUGUCA
This is a messenger RNA of Morone saxatilis (striped sea-bass), 1569 nucleotides long. RefSeq names its product mitotic interactor and substrate of PLK1-like. The record is from RefSeq and is a predicted model, not a curated record. Lineage: Eukaryota; Metazoa; Chordata; Actinopteri; Moronidae.